Messenger RNA from Danaus chrysippus (African queen), 4218 nucleotides. The record is from the annotation of a GenBank genome assembly. Lineage: Eukaryota; Metazoa; Arthropoda; Insecta; Lepidoptera; Nymphalidae.
AUGGAAAACGAAGUAAAGCAGCGCAAUCAGAGAAAUAGGCGAAGGGAGCGGGCACAGCGCAUGCAAGCACAGCGAGAGAGUAAAGUUAAGGAUGGGGACAGCGGCGAGGACGAGUCUCCGGCGAGAGAAAAGCCACCUCGUCCUCCAGCCAGGAGGAAAAAGUCGAGGGAGCCCCUCGGAGAGGAGGACAUCAUUGAUGGUUUCGCCAUAAUGGCAUUUCGCACCUAUGAGGAUCUCGAGGCUGCAAUAAAAACCGCUUCAUCACCUCGUACUAACGCGCUGUCCACGAAGCCAAGGUUACCAUUGGCUGCUCUUGCAGGCGAUGCUACCCGCAACCACGCAACCAGCAAUGUCAAUUCACAUGGUAUAACGCUGCUCCAAGACGCUGGCACGUCGGAUGAUAGUGGCCGGGCAUCAGAGCGGCUAACUGGCAGCUCGGUGGCGCCCCGAGACCCCGAUUCUUCUCGCGACCGUCUUAGUGACGCCAGUAGCCGCUGUAGUUCCGGAAAAGGCUAUAUCUGUGAUAGUGAAGGCGACGAUGACAAGGCGAGUCCAGAAAAUAGCAGAAAUGCCUCCCCUAGAUAUCAUGAUGCAUCUAUGGAUGAUGCAUCGGACGCCGGCUCUCUAUUCCGGGUGACGGGUAGUGGCGGAGGUGGCGCCAAGAACGAGCUGGUAGCACGGGGCGGAAGUGGUGGCGCACUGGCUCUGUCGAGGGCACCCGUGGGUGGCAGCGCCAGCCCCGCGCCCGCACCCUUACCGCAGCCAGCGCCUUCACCCGCGCCUGCCGCCUUACCACCUCCCGCCUUACCACCACCACCCUUCCGAGCUGACACACCUCACCGACCCAACGGAGCCCACAUACCAGCCAUCGAUGGACAAGCUGCAACACAAAUACCAGCACGGCCAGUCGACACGCCGGAGAGACCGGCCAGCAACAAUAAGCUACAACCAGGCGCCCGUGCCGCCGCGGACAGCCCCACUCCAGCGCCGCCCGCUCCCCCUGCCCCCUCGCCCCUCUUCCCCUCACACACCGCCUACCAGUCCCUCGCCGCCGCCGCUCUCCCCGACUACCGUCACACGAAUCAUGAGACGCGACCGGAGCCCGCUGCCCAGGAGCCGCCGAUACCUCUCGACCUCCACGCACACCACACCGCCCCCCGGCCGCCUCACCUGGCCCCCACUUCGACGCCUCCCUUACACCCUAGUCUACCCAACCGUCUGCCCCACUCACAAUCUCACCCUGUGAUGCCCGGCCACGAUGUUCGGAAUGUCCCCGCUGUGACUCAACCUCAUCCUUCCGUUCCUACCUCUUAUCCAAAUCGUAUUGUGUCAAACGGUGUGCCUCAGAGUCUAUCGUUGCAACCGCCGCCAGCAUCUACUCCAAGCAGUCUUCCGAGUCAGACGCUCUCGGGCCGAUCCAUGUCUCCCUCGGCGCCGACGUCGCGUCACUAUCCAACCCCGACGAUCGGGUCUAGUCAUGUAAACUCGAGUAUAAGUUCCAGUAUUCACAGCCAUUCGAUGCCCUAUCAGGGUCAGUCGAGUUUACAGAAACAUUCCAUUCAACCGCCAUAUGCGAGUAGACCGCAUCACCAUACGGCGUUCAGUGUAGCGAAUCACAUAUCGGCGAAUCACAUAACAUCCACGCAAACACCAACUACAGUACAUUUCAGUCAUCCCGUAAACAGCCAUAACCUGAUUGGCCAUCAAAAUAGUUUAGCUUUAAGUAGUUCAAACCUGUUAUCUACUUCUACAUCAAACCACAUGAGUACGGCGCUACAUUCGACUACGACGACCACUAGUUCACUAUCUAGUUUUACUCCGAGUAUAAAACAUCCAGGUCUAAACUUGCCGGUUCACCCUCACCCGACGUCCUUGGCGCCGGCUGUAUCGUUACAUCAGCCUAUAAAUCACAUAGAUCCUUCGCCUACCUCGAGCGCACCGAGCAUCAUAACCUCUAGCAGUAGUCAAGUUAGCAAUCAUCCGAUACCCCCGAUUGUAGAUUCUAGACAUUUACCGGUGUCGAGUGAAUUGCCAACUCGUACUGAGAACUCAACAGUUAGUACAGCUCUGGCGGCAAACGGAUAUCCUCCCCCGGCUGUGUACACUGGCAGCUCCUACCCGACGUUAUACGCUCCUUACGCCCCUACCUUACAACAUAGUCCAUACUUACCACCGGCGGCCGCUUCACCUAGGAAUACUGCUGACACGAGGACGAGUUUAUCAGCGUCUCCGCUCGUAGCUCCCAAAACGCCAAAGGGAGUAAGACCUCACACGCCGGGCUCCCUGGGCGGCGCAGGGUCACACGCACCACUAGCGUACUCGCCACGAGGGCAUAGCCCCAGCAGAGAACGUGAAAGUUUCAGCAGCAACAUCAGCAGUUUGUCUCGAAGUACACCAGCGUCGGGCGGCGCGGGCGCUCCGCCGGCUGUCUCAUCAGCACUAACGGCACCACUCGCUGCACCACUUGCUGCACCAUUGGCGGGACCAGUCUCAGCGUUGGGUAGUACACUGGGUCCAUUGAGCACGGGUCUAAGUACACUGGGAGGUCUAACAGGUCUGGCUGCUCCAACGCCCACGGCGCCCACACCCUCCGCACCACAUUUAGCCCACUCGCUUGCUCCCGUACCAACUGUACCCAGUAUCAGUUCCAGUGCAAAACCACCAGCCCAUUGGGGGGUAACCAGGCCAUCGGGUUCAGAGCGAGCUGGUUUCGCGCCGGCGCCACCGUUAUUCGGAGCACCCCUCGCCCCACCAAACCCGAAUCCUUUCUCUGCAGAGUCACUAUUUCAAUCUAGUCCUGGUGCGGAUCUACUGAGACGCGAACUAGACAAUCGGUUCCUGGCGGCGGCGGGUGCUGUCGGUGUGGGUGUACGCACCGAGCUGCACCACCACCAGCACCAGCACACGCACGUGCACCAACAUCCGCCUUCAACACACGGCCACGGUCACCACGCGCCGCACGCACCGCCCGCACCGCACCCGCCGCACGCACCGCACAACGCGCACCAGCUGCUAGUACCGCACGCGCCACUGCAGUUUAAGGAUGUGAAGAUGACGUCACUAUAUCGUUCUGGUCUCGGCCUCGGGUAUCCGUAUUCAUCGAGUCUGUUGCAUCCGACCUCUCCCUACGUGCCACCUGCUCCGCUGACGACUUACGCACCGAAGCCCGUAGUGUCCGCCGCAAACGAGUCCGCAACUAAACCACCACCACGUCCCGCUAUGGCGAAAACUGGAAAAUGGAACGCGAUGCACGUCAGAAUAGCUUGGGAGAUCUACAACCAUCAGCAAAAAGAAAAAACGAGCGGAAACAACGUGGCAGCCAACUCGUCCGACAAGGACAAGAUAAGAACGUUCCCCGCGCCCGCGCCGCCGCCGCCCACCUACCGCUCGCCGUACGAACUACCGCCGGGCCCGUACCUGCCGCACCACACGCCGCUAGGUAUGGUGCGGUACCCCGCGCGGCCCUCGCUCACACCCGUGUCUCUGGCCGGGCCCGUCGACCGACACUUGGGCGUCUCGGGCGUGUCGCCCUUCGGUCGGUACGGCGCCGGUCCGUACGCGGGCGCGCCCACACCUUUCGGUCUCUCGGCGUACGGUCGGGAGCUGGCACUGUCGUCGUCCUUACACGGCAUGCACCACGGACCGCCCAUGUCACUGCACGACUCCUGGCGCGGCGUACGACCGCCCGUGUCCGCCGCCGCUGAGGUGCGCCGCGAACACGAGGAACGGGAACGAGCUCGCCGCGAGCGAGAGGAACGAGAGAGAAGGGACCGCGAGGACAGGGAGAGGCGGAAGGCCCGCGAGCAGCGGGAGAGAGACAUGGAGCGGGCCCGGACACGCUCACCGCUCAGGAACGGCGUCCCGGAGCAGACCAAGGACGAGCGGAAGGAACCCCCGCGACCCCCGCCCGCUCUGCCCGCCUACCCGCCGCCCUCUCACUGGGACCCGUACCGCGUAGCGUUCGACCCCCUCCAACACAUGAGGUUCGCGCCGUUCGUGGAGGCGGCGAUUCGUGCGGAGGAGGACCGCGCCAAGAUGUUGAGCGCCUACGCGCACCACCAGCAGCUCAAGUCCGGGCCGCUGCUCCACCGCUCGCUGCCGGGCGCGCCGCUGCCGCCAUUGGGAGCGCACGCGCCGCUGGCCCCGCUGGCGCCGCUCGCUCCCUCCCUGGCGCCUCUCGCGCCCCUCGACCUGCUCAAGAAAGAGGAGCCGCGAUGA